Trifolium pratense (red clover) is the source of this 627-nucleotide messenger RNA. RefSeq names its product heavy metal-associated isoprenylated plant protein 33. Bases 124 to 342 code for a protein of 72 amino acids. NCBI's taxonomy places the organism in Eukaryota, Viridiplantae, Streptophyta, Magnoliopsida, Fabales, Fabaceae. Gene Ontology annotation, molecular function: metal ion binding. The record is from RefSeq and is a predicted model, not a curated record. The transcript has 3 exons.
UACAAUGUUGCUUAUUUAUACAAAUGUUGUUCUAUGUUUUGCUUUGCCUAAGAAAUUCUAUCCACACCUCCCUUUCCUUUCUACUUGCUCCUUAGCACAGAAAUUCUUACCAAUACAAUCAGAAUGGCUAACUUGGUGGAAGUGAAGGUUGGAUUACAUUGUGAUGAAUGUAUCAAGAAAAUUCUCAAGGCUAUCAAGAAGAUUGAAGAUAUUGAGACAUAUAACGUGGACAAAAAAUUGAACAAAGUCAUCGUUACGGGAAAUGUCACCAAUGAAGAAGUGAUUGGAGUUCUUCAUAAGAUUGGCAAGAAUGCAACUGUGUGGGAAAAUGUUCAAUGCUAAAGUCACAAUUCCAUUACAAGUAACUAUAAGUCUUUUAUAUUUAUUUACCAUAAGAAACAUAUAGAACCACACAUGAUGUGAAGUUCAAUCAUUUAUGUAGAGUUUAUAGAAGGAGAAUAAGAAUAGCAAAGUCAAGGGUGAGUAGAAGGUUAAGAAGCAUUUUGGAGGUAACAGAAAGAGAAAAGAUGGUUGAUUUGCGACCGUUGUUUAGAUUUUAUGUUUUUCUUUAACUUUUAUGUUCAACCCUUUUUUUCUUUCUAAAUGAGAAUAAUAAUCGUUGUUUAA